AUGGCUCCUCCUCAACAUGAUCCUUAUGCUCCUUCUCAGGUGGCAGAGAAGGUCAUGAGAAGAAUUGAAAUUGCAAAGGUUGCUCGUAACCUCCAGGAUUGCCUGGCAUUCGCAAGCUUUAAAGCUCAGAAUGGAUGGCAAGAUCGAACCCUCCGUUCAAUUGAACCAGAGGUUGCCGAGCACCUCAAGCGGAAACGCCCUACCUUCGAGGAAGACCUGCCCUCGGAUGACUCCGAAGACAUUUUGCCCUCGAACUCGUCAGCCGGCAGCCACCUUGGUCGUCGUCCCAACACCGGCACGUUCAAAAUUCCUGAAAAGCCCUACACUACCUCGAGAAAGAGAGUGCGUUCUGCUUCUGCUACCGCUGCAGAACAUGAGCUCCCUAGCAAUUGGAAGCAUGACAACGGCCUGGCUCAGUCUUCCCCUACUCUGGGCCGCACAGACUCGACAGACUUCGACUCUGCUUCGCUUCCACAACAUACCAUUGAGGACUCGCCCAUGUUCGAUGUUCACUCAGAAGAAGAAGAUCACGAGACAGGUCUUGGCCAUGAGCCAUCCUCAAGUAUCAUCUCAUCACCCCCUCGCACACCUCCCCCCGCCCACCGACGACUUGCCACCUCGAAGCAGUCCGGUGCUGAUCUCCUCCUCUACCUCGCCAACUCCCCUUCUCGCUCACCGGCCGUCAAUGUUGCCCAUAUCUCCAGCUCAGCAAAGCCUCCUUCGACGCCCCCAUCUCAACACACUCACCUCCCAUCGUCUGUUAUGAACACCCCCGGCAACAAUCUCAGCCUGUUCAAUGGGGCAUUGACACCAGGUCAGAGCUUCAACCUCGCCGACUUCUGCAAUGUGACUCCCUCGCCAGGUCAAGCUCCUUGGGGCGGCCGUACUCCCGGGCUGGCCAAGACUCCCAGUCGUCUGGCCCGACCAAUGGACGCAUCACGCAAGAUGCCCACAAGCCAGGGCUUGGCCCUUCAGCUAGGUGACGAGCUCAUGCCUCGAUCAUGA
This is a messenger RNA of Cyphellophora europaea CBS 101466, 1005 nucleotides long. RefSeq lists its product as uncharacterized. NCBI's taxonomy places the organism in Eukaryota, Fungi, Ascomycota, Eurotiomycetes, Chaetothyriales, Cyphellophoraceae. The record is from RefSeq and is a predicted model, not a curated record. The coding region runs from base 1 to 1005 and encodes 334 amino acids. The transcript is spliced from 2 exons.